AUGCCUCUUUUUGUGCACCAACGUUCAUGCAAAGAGCUUUCAGGUCGUCCAGCGCCGUCAGUGGAAUGGUUUGACAACAACGGACAGCUUAUCAGCGAUUCGGAACAAUUCAAAAUAGAAAACGCUGAACUGAGCACGGUUUUGACUAUCAAACGCCUACGAGUGGAAGAUCGUGGAGAGUUCAAGUUGAGAAUACGAAAUCGAUGUGGCGAAGACUCGUUCUCGAUUGGUAUUCAGGUAACGUUUGAAUCUGCUUUGAGUCAUCUUCUUUUGGAGUGCUGGGGGCUUGUGAGUGGUGAACUCGAAUGUUUGAAAAAAGAAGGAGCUUCAAGAUAA
Messenger RNA from Cooperia oncophora, 336 nucleotides. NCBI's taxonomy places the organism in Eukaryota, Metazoa, Nematoda, Chromadorea, Rhabditida, Trichostrongylidae. The record is from the annotation of a GenBank genome assembly.